Biomphalaria glabrata is the source of this 5855-nucleotide messenger RNA. RefSeq names its product zinc finger protein 665-like. Lineage: Eukaryota; Metazoa; Mollusca; Gastropoda; Planorbidae. The transcript has 6 exons. Bases 705 to 2789 code for a protein of 694 amino acids. The record is from RefSeq and is a predicted model, not a curated record.
CUAGACUAGUAGUAGUAGAAUCUAGAUCUACUAUUCAGACUAUCUAAAGUAUCUUUAAUUAUUAUAUUGCAUACUGCUUGCUUUGCCAAGUUGCUAUGGCGCAGUCACACAAUUCACUCAUACACAUACCAUAGACUCUAGAUCUAGUAUGUAAAAUGUUUUACAACAUGUUUCGGAUAUUCCUUCAGAGUUGAAGAUUACAAGAUAGUUUACUUCCUAGUCCAAACCUCCCACAGAACGAUGGGGCUGGGGGAUGGGAGCGCGCAGGGUUUGAACCCGGGACCAUCGAUAAAUCCAAAGACAGUCCAGCAUGCAAACCGUACGACCAGGCAGCCAUAGUGACAUACAAAAUUAAGCUAUUUACAUAAUAAGUGAAAUUAAAUGUACAACAAUUUUCGUUUGAACAGACGGAUAAAUAUUUAAAGGAUUAACUAGAAGGUUUGAGGGUUAUUACAUCUUGACUGUGUAAUGAUGACAUAAAAGAUUAUUUUUUUCUUUGAAAUUAGCAGUUCUCAGAUCUCUUGAGGAGCUGUAUAGGUCCCUUCAGAUUUGAAGAUAUUACAUCCUAGUCCAAAACUUCACAGGGCAGCAGGGGAUGGUGGAAGGCAGAGUUCAAAGCUGAGACUAUCAAAUGACAGUCUUGAGUGGAUACACAUGACCAGGGAUAUUUAUUAAAUUUGGAAGCACCAAACCAAAGGACUAUAAUGGCUGAUAUGGAAUGUGAUUUCACUAUUGAUCUCAAGUAUGAAAUGAAACAAGAGAAAGAAGAAAGAAAUAAACAAAAUUUAACUACAUUUCCAUGUGAAAAACUAGAACAAGUGUCACAAAUAAAAAUUGAGAAGACUGAAUGGGAUGUAGUAGGUCUAAAGACACAGUCAUCUGAGAACCAUUGUGAAUUUUCUCAAGGGAACAAAAAUCAAGUGUUAAAAAUUACAGAAGCUAAUAAACCAACGUACCCAGCCUUAAGACUACUGCUUUCGUCAAAAAUGUCAAACAGCAGUCUUCAUCCUGUGCUUGUCAUUAGACCAAAUUUAAAAUCGGAAGUACCUGUAUCUGUGAGUGAUGUUCAAGAAAUGAAAGAAAUUAAUUUACAAAAGGAAGUGGAACCUUCAAAUAUCAAUCAGUUUAAAUCUUGGCAUUUGGAAGAACUCAAGGAAGUUCAUAUUGGUAAAAAGCCAUUCAAGUGUCUAGUUUGUCAGAAAGAAUUUUCUUUUUAUUCAGGUAUAAAAGAACAUAUGCUGCUUCACACUGUUGAAAAACUUUUUAAAUGUGACAUGUGUCAGAAAACAUUUUCCAGAUUUCCACUUAUCGAAAGACAUAUUCUUGUUCAUGUUGGUAAAAAAACAUUUAAAUGUCAAAUAUGUCUCAAAGAAUUUACAAAUUCUUCACAUUUAAAAAAACACCUAUUAGUUCAUACAGGUGAAAGACCAUUUAAAUGUCACAUUUGUCAAAAAGGUUUUGCUUCCCCUUCAGGUCUAAAAGCACACCACAUUGUUCAUUCGAGUGAAAAACCAUUUCAGUGUCAGAUAUGUCUCAAAACAUUUUCUUUAUCUGCCUAUUUAAAGAAACACCAAUUAAAUCAUACAGCUGAAAAACCAUUUAAAUGUCAAAUAUGUCUCAAAGAAUUUACAAAUUCUUCACGUUUAAAAAAACACCAAUUUUAUCAUACAGGUGAAAAACCAUUUAAAUGUCAUAUAUGUCAAAAAGGUUUUGCUUCCCCUUCAGGUCUAAAAGCACACCACAUUGUUCAUUCAAGUGAGAAACCAUUUAAAUGUCAAAUAUGUUUUCAAGAAUUUAAAAGGUUUAAAUCUUUAAAGAAACACCAAAUAGUUCAUUCAGGAGAAAAGCCAUUCAAAUGUCAAAUAUGUCAAAAAGUAUUUUCUACAUCUGCCUAUUUAAAAAGUCACAACUUAAACCAUACAGUUGAAAAACCAUUCAAAUGUCAAAUCUGUCAAAAAAGUUUUUUUUCUUCUUCAAAACUAAAUAAACACCACAUUGUUCAUAUAGGUGAAAAACCAUUUAAAUGUCAAACAUGUCAAAAAGUCUUUGCUACCUCUGAAUAUUUAAAAUUGCACCAGUUUAUUCAUUCAAGUGAAAAACAGUUUAAAUGUCAAAUAUGUCUUAAAACAUUUACAAGACACUCUCAUUUAAAAAGACACCACUUAAUUCAUAGUAAAGAAAAGUCAUUCAAAUGUCAAAUAUGUCAAAAAGCAUUUUUAACAUCUGCCUAUUUAAAACGUCACCUCUUAUACCAUACAGUUGAAAAACCAUUUCAAUGUCAAAUAUGUCAAAGAGGCUUUAUUACCCCUUCAAAGCUAAAAUUACACCACUUUGUUCAUACAGGGGAAGAGAAAUUUAAGUGUCAUAUAUGUCAAAAAGCAUUUCCUACAUAUGUCUAUUUAGAAAACCACCAAUUAGCUCAUACAGUUGAAAAACCAUUUAAAUGUCACCUAUGUCCAAAAGGUUUUAGGAACUCUUUAAGUCUUAAAGCACACCAUGUUAUUCAUACAGGUGAAAAUCCAUUUAAAUGUCAAACAUGUCAAAAAGUAUUUUCUACCUCUGGAAAUUUAAAAUUACACCAGGUGCUUCAUUCUAGUGAAAAUCCAUUUAAAUGUCAAAUAUGUCUUAAAGGAUUUAAAAGUUCUGCUCAUUUAAAAGUACACAAUGUAGUUCAUUCAGGAGAAAAGCCAUUCAAAUGUCAAAUAUGUCAUAAAGCAUUUUCUACUUCUGCCUAUUUAAAAAAACACCAAUUAGCCCAUACAUUUAAAACGCUUGCUCUUCAAGUCUAAAAGCACAGCACUUUGUUCAUAUGGAAAAAAACAUUUAGACUUCAAAUAUGUCAUAAAGUAUUUUCUACCUUUGAAAAUUCAAAAUUACACAGUUGCUUCAUUUGUGCAAAAAUCCCUUUAAAUCUCAAAUAAGUCCUAAAGAAUUUACAAGCUCCUAGUCGACAGAAGAAAAGCCAUUCAAAUGUCAAAUACGUUUGAAAGAUUUUUCUUCUUAUUUAAAAAGACACAAAUAAUCUCAUGUGGGUGAAAAUUCAUUUAAAUGAUUAAUAUGUCUCAAAUCAUUUUUGCUUUUCUCCAUUUAAAAGUACACCCAGUCAAAACCCUUUUAAGCUCGGACGGAGAAAUCGGCAUCUCUGGUUCUUUUUAGUCUGAGUAGACUAUAAGGGCCCCAUACCCAGAUCUAUCGGGGUCCCUCAUUACCGACCCAUCGGUAUAACAGAAAAUAGCAUCUGAUGGGUAGGACUUUAGUGUAGCUGAUGCCAAGUUUUGGAGUAUGGCAGGUGUUAAUCGCCUCUUGGUGGCUCCCUCUUGCCCUAUAAGGGACAUUAUAUUUGUGGGGCCGGCUUCUCCUCCACAGAGGGCAAGUACUAAUUAUUCUAAUUGGAAUUCUGUCAGUGGAGAGCCCAGCUGAGUUAGACAAAUUGGCCGCAAUGUGGAGGAACGAUGGCAUUUUAUGCGGUUCCUCUCUCUCCACUGUCGCACUAAUAUUGAGGUGGGUAGCCUAGAGUCGCCCCUUUUAUAGCGCUCAUAGGCUGUAAGUACCGCCCUCUCCCUCCUUAAAUGUAAAGGGGCCACAUUUGUUGGGCUUGUCCAAAAGGUGCCACAAAUGAACCUUAGUGCCUGUGAUUGUACUCAGUCAAGUGAUUCGAGGGCAGUUUUACUAGCAUAUACUUGAGCUGUACUCAAUUUGUGAUCUGACUGCCCAUAUCAUAUUCUCUAGUUACACCACUGCUGAGAAACGUUAGCAGUAUAUAGAAAACGUAAAAAAAAAAAAAAAGCUGAAAAAUACUUAAUACGGAAGUCCUUCGAAGAGCGGGCCUGCAUCAGGGACACCCUCAGAGCUUCUCAGCCACCUGGGAGACUGGGAGAGCAUCAUGGCACCCUGCUUUAAAAAACUGGCACACAAAUUGCAGAGGACAAGAGAACAGCACUGGCAGAAGAAAAGUGCCAGAGGAAAAAAAAGCCCAAUGACACUAGCUCCUGCUGGAAUAAGCCCAGGCUUUCAUUUCACUUGUAUGAUAAUCCAUAGCCACUCAGAAACUGAAGGGUAUAUAUAUAUAUAUAGACCUGUAUACACUAAUAGGUGCCAGUAUUCAGUGAUGGAUCGCUUAAUUUUUAACUACUAAUAAAUUAGUAAUAAACGUUGUUAAAAUGCAAGAAAAGUAAUAAUUUUUCCCCAUAUUGAAAAAGGUGACGGUACCGGUGCCUACAGUCACAAAAAGAGCAAUAUAUAUAUAUGUAUAUAUAUAUAUAUAUAUAUAUAUAUAUAUAUAUAUAUAUUGUGGAACAAUAUAGCGGGACAUGUCGAGUGGAAACGCUUAAUCAGGUAUAAAUAAAUAAGAAGCACAUUUUAUUUAAAAAAAAAUUAUUAUUAACACUAAUGAGCAAAUACUCAACAUGAACUCGACCAGGGAAGCUAAGUGGUUGAGUCUCUCUCCCCCCCCCCCCCCCCGAUACACCAUGUUUAUUAAUAUAUUUAUAUAUGAGUCGGUUGUAGAGCUAGCUACAAUGUUGCUCAUAUUUUAAGUUAGUUGAGAAAUAAAGCAUCUCCUGAGGUGUAAAAAAAAAAAAGAUAAACUUCAAAUAAGCCAUUGAUUAAUGUAAGUACUAGACCCACUGGUUUCUAAUGAAACAGUUUCUGGUCAAUUUCAUUUAGUUUUUGUACCUUUUGUGGCCUGUGGGUUGAAUUAGGUUGGGCAUCACUGCUGAAGUAGGAUUGGACUAUCUUGAAAAAUGGCUUUGAGCUAAAAUGACUAACAUGUGAUAAAGUCUUUUAUUCUAAUAAAUAAAUGUCUUUUCCCAACAUCCAUUUGCAUUACACUUAGACAUUUUUGUAAAUGUCAUAUAUAAAAAAAAAAAACUCAAUGGAAGAGCAGAAAUUAUUUUAAAAUGUAAUGUGAAAAUAGUAAUUUAUUGCAAUACUUAUUUAAUAUUUUGAGACCAUUACAUUUUUUUAUUAGUGUUGUAGUAAAUCUUGUGUGUUUUUUUUCUUUUUUUUUUAUAAUUAAGUUUAAACAAAUAUAUAUUUAUCAUAAUUUAUCCUUGUAGAUAUAAAAACACCCUGCAUUUUGUCAAAUAGUAUAUUUAUGUUUUGUAGUUAUUUUUUGUCAGAAUUUUAUAAAGUGCCCCAUUUGUGAUAAUAAAUUAAUAACUUCAAAAGGAAGGAUGUGCUAAUAUCUUUAUAUUGCUUCAUUGUUAGUUGAGAAUGUUUUGUGAGAAAGUAAUUAACAGGAAUUGAGGCAGUAAACAAAAGAUAGUCUUCUAUGUCUACUUGUAUGAACACAAAGUCUCUGUUAUUAUUAUUGUUAUUAUUGAUUAAUGUCUACAGUAUGUUAUAUAUUUAUCUGUGACAACAGAACACCAUUUGAGUUUUUUUAGCUUCUCUUUUGUAAGUGUGCAAAAAAAUGAUAAAUUGCAGCUUAAUAGAAAUAGAAAUUGUUUUUAUUUUGGUAUGAAAGCUUUUAGUGUGUUUUAAAUAGGGGUUAAAUACAAUAUUUUAAAAAUGUUUAUUUUUGUAAACAUUUGAGCUUAAGACAUAAAUUCGGUAGGUUGGCUCUUAAAAUCAUGAGUUCUAUCCAAAAAAAUGAAAUUUAUAAAAGCUAUGUGGACCUCACCAACAGUGUACCUGCACCUCUUUGUUUUCCUUUUUAAGUUAGAAAGAAAUUAACUUGUUCAAUUGUACAGCUGUUUGUUGCCUUUGCCAUGUUCUGAAUAGGACACUGUUAGAAUUCCAUUAGUCAUGUAUUUUUAUAAUGCUUAUAUAUUGUAUUUAAAUAAUGAUUUUAAAUUUAUAUCUUAUUUAUUUUAUAAAAUUGUAUUUAAAACAUUAAAUGACUUUACAAUAAA